This is a messenger RNA of Nezara viridula (southern green stink bug), 2770 nucleotides long. The record is from the annotation of a GenBank genome assembly. NCBI's taxonomy places the organism in Eukaryota, Metazoa, Arthropoda, Insecta, Hemiptera, Pentatomidae.
CUGGAAUAUAACGGACGUAAGAAUGACUAAUUAUAGAAGAUGACUAAGAGCUCUUGACUCAGACCCAAUUCAAGCUGUUUAUCGCGAGUGUAUACAAGUGUCUUUCCUUAUGAACUGUUUCAAUUGUUGUAGGAGUCAUACGCGGGAUGCAGGUCAGUUAGUACCAGAGAGAAAUGAGGCUUUUUCGAACCGAAGCAGUGGUAGAAUACGAUUACAAAGCUAAGGAACCUGAUGAGCUCAAUAUUAAAAAAGGAGACAUCAUAACUGACAUAUCCAUUAAACCUGGAGGAUGGUGGGAAGGAACAUUAAAUGGAGGAAAAAGAGGAAUGUUUCCUGAUAACUUUGUUAAGUUAAUUAAAAAUGAAGAUGGAGAACCCUUACCAUCAUUUUCUGGUAGAAAAUGCCGGGUCAACUUUCCCUACGAGCCCCUUAACCCUGACGAAUUAAGACUGCAUGUUGGAGAUGUGAUUGAUAUAAUAUCAGAAGUUGAAGAAGGUUGGUGGAAGGGAUGUCUCAAACAUAAGAUUGGUGUGUUUCCUUCAAAUUUUGUUGCGGAAAUUACUGAUCCUAAACCCGAUGUUCGAGAAGCCUCACAACGAAAACAGAAAGUUAGUCGUGAUGAAUCAGUCUCUCAUACAAUAGGUGUCAACAUGAAUGCUUCCGAAGUUCAAACAACUAAAUCAGAAAGUUCAUUCGAUCUUCCAGUUUUGCCACCAAAACCAACGAAAGAAUAUUACAAGGCAUUAUAUAAGUAUGAAGCUGAAAAUGUCGAUGAGUUAUCUAUUCAACCGGGUGAUGUGAUAACGCUCUUAACUAAAGACGGCCAAGAUCCUGGCUGGUGGAAGGGCGAGCUAAAAGGAAAAGUUGGAUUUUUCCCAGAUAAUUUUGUCGAGCUAAUCACCUACGAAGAGGCGAAUAAGAGUGAACUGAAAUCAAGAUUAUCAAAUAGAUCAGCAUCAACUAUAAGUAAGUCUGCAACAACAUCGUCUAUUUGUGAAAGCGGCAAUUCUUCCAUUACACGCAAGUUCAGUGAUACAUCAAAAAUAUCUGAAGAGAAGCUACCCCCUUCUGUUGGGAAAAAGCCUGUUCUUCCUCCUCCUCCUUCAAAGAAACCACCAAGUUCCGUUCCGGCUAACAAGCACGCAGAGAGCCCUCCUGCGAGCCAGAGCUCGAAAGUCAUCUCCAGCUCAAGUACCACUAUAAAGCAUAGCAGCUCUAUGUCAGAAACUAAUGCUAGUUCUACGAGUGCCAGUAGCAAUAAGUGGACUGUAGUCGAGGGGUCGGACAACAUCGAUGGUCUUAGCUGGAGCAAACAGCAGUCUUAUACUGUCAAAAGUGAAAGUUCUAAAAUGAGCAGCUCAACGGUCAGUGCCAUCAGCUUCAGCAGUACCAAUAACUCUACCGGUUCGAACGACCUCGACUUGGACGUGGUCAGCAGAGAUCCCAUGCUGACUCACCCGACCGCUAGUCGAGCCAAAGCUCCCAAAAGGAGGCCCCCAUCUGCCAUUAUAAAUCUUCCGACAACAUUCAGCUUGCACAAUGAAAUGAAUAACGGAGAAGAGUCUCCCCCUCCAGCUGCUAUGGUGAACGGCGACGCGGAAACGCACGUCGAAAAGCCACACACCAAUCAGCAGCAGCAACCUCCUUGGGUAGGGGAACUCAAACUAAGUCAAGCCAAAAAGUCAAUGCAAGGAAAGACAAGGGUUAUGAUCGGAAUGUCAGGUAGUACUGAAAACAUUGUAACCCAAGAGAAUAAGGUCUCCACGUCUACAGCUUCGGUAACUAGCACGUCCUCCAAUUCUACUUCUUCCUCGUCGCUCGUGACGCUGAGGCAGCAGCCUGUCAUCGGUCCAAGACCACAGUCGCUGCUGUCCUCCCUCAAGUCAAUCACUGCGAGCCAGUCGGCCGAAUCUGUUACGAUAUCUCUCAAACAGUGGAAUGAACUACUGGAAAGAGUGUCAUCUUUAGAAUCCAAUUUUGAGUCACAAAUUAUUGCCCUCACGAAGGCUGUGAAAGAUUUGACCGGGAUGUUGGAAGACGAGACCCAGAGGAGGGUCACAAUGCAACAAGAACUCGAUAAAUUAACGGACCUUGUAACUCAAGUUUGAAUGCAGCCUUCUUUUUUUUUUUUUUUUAAUUAUUAUUAAUUUUGUAUAUAUUUUUUAUUUUUAGCUUCAGGGUAAAUAUUUUCUUAUUUUAUCGGUGUAUGUAAUACAUCCAAGGCAGGUAUUAACUUUUUAAUAUUUUAUUUGUAUAUAUAUAUAUGAUAAUGUAUUCCAAUGAACUGCGUACUUAUUCUCCCAUACUUUUUUGCUAAUUUAAUUGUAUAUUUUGAUUAUAGUUUCUGUUAGAUUGGGAAAACAUGUUUCCCACAUUGGCCAUAUCGCAUUGUAUGCAAGUCUCUCAAUUUUAUAUGACAUAUAAAAAUAAAAUUUUAUUACGAAGAUAACUUUUUGUUAUUUUUAACUAAUAAGUUAAAAAAGUAAGACUUAAAUAAUAUAUUGAGUAAAGUGUUGGUAUAUUGAUCAAUACCUUAGCCUGGAUUUAAGUUUAUAAAACAAAAAAAAAAAAAAACCAAUGCAGUUUAAGGGACUGAUUUUUGAAAAUAUAUUUUUUCAACUACAGAUAUUUUCUCUGGAAGAUAAAACAUUUAUAGAAAUUUUGCAUGUUUGAUACUUUUUUGGGGUUAAAUUUAUAUGCAUUGUAGUAUAGUACUGCCUCCUUGAUCUAGCAGCUAUCAGAUUAGGAUUAAUUAUAAACACUCGAGUUU